Molecule: messenger RNA, 1242 nt
Organism: Vicia villosa (hairy vetch)
Lineage: Eukaryota; Viridiplantae; Streptophyta; Magnoliopsida; Fabales; Fabaceae
Exons: 2
Coding region: 1-1242 (413 amino acids)
Source: RefSeq, a predicted model, not a curated record
AUGGAAGGCCAAGGAUUGGGUAUGGAUAUCAAUGACUUGGGUUUAGUUCCUGGCGUCCGUGUGCCACCGAAAUUCAAGGUACCCGACUUCGAGAAAUACAAGGGGAACACUUGUCCUAAGACACAUGUCCGAGCUUACUAUCGCAAAAUGCAUGUGUACUCUGAGGAUGAAGGAUUGUUGAUGCACUUCUUCCAAGAUAGCCUGACUGGGGCAUCCUUGGAAUGGUAUAUGAGAUUGGAAAGAGCUAAUAUCCGAAGUUGGAGGGACCUGGUCGAUGCUUUCAUAAGGCAGUAUCAGUAUAAUGUUGACAUGGCACCAAAUCGCACUCAGUUACAGAAUCUAGCCCAGAAAGCUAAUGAGUCCUUCAAAGAAUAUGCGCAAAAAUGGCGCGAGUUGGCGGCUAGGGUCCAGCCACCAAUGUUGGAAAGAGAGAUGAUGGACUUGUUCACCAACACUCUGGAGGGCCAAUACUACUCCGCCUGCUCUGUAUCCUCAAGUUUUGCCGAGUUGGUUAUGAUUGGUGAGCGAAUUGAAAGUGGAAUUAAGGCUGGUAGAAUACAGAAUCCAAGUGCUGCUAGUUCCUCUUCUAGGGCAGGAGGGAAGAAACCAUAUAACAGAUUUGCUAAGAGAGAAGUGAAACGAGUAGCCGCUGUGACCAUACCGAGUACUCCUCUUCAACAACAACCACAGCAACAACAGAGGCAUCCCCCGCGUCAGUAUCAGCAAAAGUCGAGGCCACCAAGAAUUUUUGAUCCCAUACCUAUGACAUAUGCACAAUUACUCGCUCAUCUCUUACAUGGGGACUUGGUGCAACUUCGUACCAUGGGCCCUCCAUCUGCUAAGCUUCCUCUUAACUAUGAUGCUAAAGCCCACUGUGAGUUUCAUUCUGGGGCUGCUGGUCAUGAUAUUGAACAUUGUAUAGGAUUCAUGCAUAAAGUACAGGAUCUGCUUGAUUCAAAAGCUAUUGAGUUCACCCCUACUCAAGGACCUAACGUUGUACAGAACCCUAUGCCUUCCCAUGGAACUCAUGCCGCAAAUGCCAUCGAUAUUGUUGAAGACAUUUACUUGGUCAAGGUUGUUAUCGAAUUGGGAUCGUUGUUGCCAUUAUUGAAGAAGGAAUUAUUGAGGAUGAGUCUAUACGCCGGUUGUGGAGAAUUUUGUACUGAUUGUAUGGUCACCUCCUCAGUUUGUGACAAGGUGAAAGGUGGGAUUCAACAGUUGAUAGAUAGUGGGUAUCUAUAG